Engraulis encrasicolus (European anchovy) is the source of this 950-nucleotide messenger RNA. RefSeq names its product olfactory receptor 52K1-like. The record is from RefSeq and is a predicted model, not a curated record. The transcript has a single exon. Gene Ontology annotation, biological process: detection of chemical stimulus involved in sensory perception of smell; G protein-coupled receptor signaling pathway. Gene Ontology annotation, molecular function: olfactory receptor activity; G protein-coupled receptor activity; odorant binding. Bases 1 to 942 code for a protein of 313 amino acids. NCBI's taxonomy places the organism in Eukaryota, Metazoa, Chordata, Actinopteri, Clupeiformes, Engraulidae. Gene Ontology annotation, cellular component: membrane.
AUGGACAAUAAAACAGUACCACCGUACUUUAAUUUCACAUUAUUUAAAAGUUAUGAACAUGUACGGAUAGUAUAUUUUUUGAUAACAAUAUUGGCAUAUUUUCUCAUCAUACUUUUCAAUGUGACUAUCCUGCUGACUGUAUUCAAAAACAAAUCACUUCAUGAACCCAUCUAUCUUAUAAUGUCUUUCCUGCUAUUGAACUCUCUGUUCGGCAGCUCUGCACUGUUCCCGAGGCUUUCCGCUGACCUUUUGUCAAAUACUCACAGAAUAUCCCGCCCUGCUUGUCUCAUACAAUUAUUUUUUAUUUACAGCUAUGCAAUUUCUGAAUUCACUGUGCUAAGUGUAAUGGCAUAUGAUCGAUAUAUUGCCAUAUGCGAACCUUUGCUUUAUCACAAAAUCAUGACACAAAGAAAAACGUUUUUGCUUAUUUUCUGCGCUUUUUUCUGGGCAUUCUUUUGUAUGACUAUUGCAGUAGUUUUUUCUUCAAGAAGACCUCUGUGUGGUAAUCAAAUACCACGGUUAUACUGCUCAAAUUGGGCAGUGGUAAGGCUUUCCUGUAUGUCCACUGUAGCAAACAAUAUCUAUGGCUAUUUGGUUACUUUGACUACAGUCUUUCUGCCAGCUAGUUUCAUAUUGUUCACGUACAUCAGGAUUCUCAUUGUCUGCAGAAAAAGCACAGCAGAGUUUAGAGGCAAAGCCCUGCAAACAUGUCUACCGCACAUUGUCAGUUUUGUCACCUAUUCAAUAGCAUCAUUUUCCGAUAUUGCUCUCAGUCGGUAUGAACCUGGUCAAAUUGCAGAUGCUCUAGUUUUGAUGAUUUCCCUUGAAUUUAUUGUGAUUCCACCAUUACUAAAUCCUUUGAUCUAUGGCCUGAACUUACCGGACAUCCGAAGGAAAGUUCUAAGCAUGAUGACUUCUGCGAAAGCUACUUUCAUUUCAUAGAGGCGUAU